Messenger RNA from Indicator indicator, 1128 nucleotides. Its product is annotated as lipase member M-like. The record is from RefSeq and is a predicted model, not a curated record. The coding region runs from base 28 to 1128 and encodes 366 amino acids. NCBI's taxonomy places the organism in Eukaryota, Metazoa, Chordata, Aves, Piciformes, Indicatoridae. Gene Ontology annotation, molecular function: hydrolase activity, acting on ester bonds. The transcript has 9 exons.
AAAGGGACUAUAAAUCCUGAGGCCUUCAUGAAUGUUAGCCAAAUCAUCCAUCACAAAGGGUACCCCAGUGAGGAAUACGAGGUCCUGACACAGGAUGGCUACUAUGUCACACUGAACAGAAUUCCUCAUGGCAGACUAGAUCCUAGGAGGAAAGGGGCCAGGCCAGCUGUGUUCCUGCAGCAUGGGUUCCUGGGAGAAGGCAGCUACUGGGUGGAAAACUUGGCCCACAACAGCCUUGGCUUCAUCCUGGCAGACUCUGGCUACGACGUCUGGCUGGCAAACAGCAGGGGAAGCAGCUGGUCCCGCAGGCACCAGCACUUCUCAGCAGACCAGCUGGAAUUCUGGGAUUUCAGCUUUCAUGAGAUGGCAAUGUAUGACCUGCCAGCCAUGAUCAACUUUGUGCUGCAGAAGACUGGGCAGAAGCAGAUUUAUUACAUUGGUCACUCCCAGGGCUGCACCAUUGCCUUCAUUUCCUUCUCCUCCCUGCCUGAGCUGGCUCAGAACAUCAAGAUCUUUUUUGCCCUGGCUCCAGUAGUGACACUCAGCCACACCAAAGUUCCCAUCCUGAAGUUCUCCUUCCUUCUGGACAAGCAAUUCAAGGUGUUGAAGCUGCUGCUUGGCAAGACAGAGGCCUCGCUGAGGGUGAGGAAGCUGUGGAGGUUUGUGCCCAGGCUCUGUGGGCACCCUGUGCUGCACAAGCCCUGUGCCAACCUCUUCUUCCAGCUGGGUGGCUACAAUAAGAAGAACCUCAACAUGACACGCCUGGAUGUGUACACAUCCCACUUCCCAGACAGGACCUCUGUCAAAAACGUCAUACACUGGGCCCAGGUGAGGAAAUCAGGAGCACUCCAGGCUUUCGACUACGGCACUGCAAACCGAGCCAGGUACCACCAGGACACACCUCCGCCCUACCGGCUGGAGGAGAUGCCUGUGCCCACCGCCGUGUGGUCAGGGGGCCAGGACUGGAUGGCUGACCCGAACGACAUGCAGUUGCUGCUGCCCCGCAUCCCCCAGCUGCUCACCCACGGGUACAUCCCAGACUGGAACCACUGGGACUUCGUCUGGGGCUUGGAUGCCCCCAGGCGCCUCUACAGCACCAUCCUGGAGAUGCUGGAGGGGUCUGGGUAG